Messenger RNA from Anastrepha obliqua, 1314 nucleotides. RefSeq names its product serine protease inhibitor 27A. Gene Ontology annotation, molecular function: serine-type endopeptidase inhibitor activity. The record is from RefSeq and is a predicted model, not a curated record. The coding region runs from base 121 to 1200 and encodes 359 amino acids. The transcript has a single exon. NCBI's taxonomy places the organism in Eukaryota, Metazoa, Arthropoda, Insecta, Diptera, Tephritidae.
UCAUCUCAAAGCGGCUGGUGCGGUACUCGCGGUAGCAUUUCUUAUGAAUAAAGUAUGUAAUUGAUAAGCAACACACACUGAUUGAAUCGAAAUACGUAUACAAUAUUUUUUACUCGAAACAUGAGAACAAAACGAAAUGCAUACGAGUGCAAAUACUUCGCGGUGGUUUUGUAUACAUUAUUUUUUACUGGAUUCGUGUACGGAUUGGAAGAUGAUCGUCCUGUCAAUAGCCGUGAUAACCUUAUUUCGUGGCAUCUAUUAGACACUACGAAAAUACUACUAAACGCCACAAAUAAUAUUGUGGUCUCGCCAAAAAAUCUAACAUCACUACUUAAGGCACCUCCACAAAUAGAUUUACGUUUUGGUAACACCAACAGCCAGACGCCAGGACAAGGCAUAAUUCUUAUCGAAUCUAGAAAAAAACUAAGAAACCCCGAACAAUUAGAAUUGUUUUAUCAUGGCAAAAUCCAAGAAAUUUCUUUUAACGAAAAAACCAAAGUGCUCAAAGCUAUCAAUGACUGGGGAAACCGCACUACAGAUCAGAAAUUCUCCAGAUUUUUUACAUCAGAAUCCGAAUUAAACGAUUUGGAAGUUCUAAUUAUUAAUAUAUUUCACUUCAACGAGACUUUACAAGUAAAUUUCAAAUAUAGUGUGAAUGAAACAUUUUACGUUACACCAAAAAAUAUAAUAAAAGUGCCAUCUGUGGAAACUACUGAUUAUUUCGACUACCUAGAUUCGCAAAUCUUGGAUGCCAAAGUAUUGCGUCUACCAUAUAGCAGUAACUUAUCAAUGUAUAUACUUUUACCACACACUAAACAAGGUGUUGACGAAUUGCUCAAUAAUCUAGGACAUGAGCAGCUGAAGCGUAUGCAGUGGAUGAUGGAGGAGUCGCGGGUGAAUGUAUUGUUACCAAAAUUCAAGUUCUUCUUCAAAACGAACCUUGAAGAAAAUAUUCGGCCAUCCAACCAUAUAUUUGAUGUAGAUCUACAGUUCGCAUUUGGCGAACUAGUUGAUAAGGUGAAUAUUUUCCAUAUAACUACGAUAAAUUUUGAUGGAAAUGGUAAAGGAACGGCAGACUCAAAAAUACGUCAAUCUAAAUAUGAAAAAUUUCAUGUGGAUCGCCCCUUUGUCGUUUAUAUUGAAGAAGAUAGCACAGGUGAUAUUAUAUGUAUAGCCAAAGUGUUAAAUCCUGCUAUGUAAUGGUUCAGUUUCACUUAUUUAAUAUAAUAUAAAUAUAUGCAUGCGUUCGUAAUCCGAUCUGAAAAUGCAAUCAGUAUGCAAGCUUUAAGAAUAAAUAAACACAAAAUACAUUUA